AUGAGCGCGGCACUGUCUGCACAGCAGGUGGAGAUCAGACAUCUGCAGGAGGAGAUCAACCAUCUGCAGGAGGAGAACCAGGAGAACAAAGUGGAGAUCAGACAUCUGCAGCAGGAGAACCAGGAGAAAAAAGUGGAGAUCAGACAUCUGCAGCAGGAGAACCAGGAGAACAAAGUGGAGAUCAAACAUCUGCAGGAGGAAAACAACCAUCUGCAGCAGGAAAACCAGGGUAAAUAUCUUCUGAAUCAUGUGUUGAACAUAAUUUAA
Messenger RNA from Knipowitschia caucasica, 267 nucleotides. The record is from the annotation of a GenBank genome assembly. NCBI's taxonomy places the organism in Eukaryota, Metazoa, Chordata, Actinopteri, Gobiiformes, Gobiidae.